GGUCGUUUUGUACUCAUAUUUGUAUAGGUUAAUAUAUUUAUUCAUGUUAUAGUGCACUAUGUGGAAAGUUAUUACAUUGGUAUUGUGUUUUGGAUUAGUUUGUGCACAGGAGUCUACGGGUCCUACCUAUGUUACACCAGUUCCAAGUGGAAAUGUGUUCAUAGAUGAACCAUUUGACUCAGAUGAUGCAUUAGAAAGUUGGACACAGUCACAAGCCACUAAAGAUGGAGUUGAUUCAGAUAUUGCUAAAUAUAAUGGGAACUGGGCAGUUGAGGGUCUGGCUGAAAACGCAUUGCCCGGUGAUCUAGGUCUUGUACUAAAAGGCAAAGCAAAGCAUCAUGCUAUUGCGGCAAGCCUUGACACAGUCUAUAAAUUUGAAGGCAAACCAUUCAUAAUGCAGUAUGAGGUAAAUUUUCAAACUGGAAUUGAAUGUGGAGGAGCAUACGUGAAACUGCUGACACAUUCGGAUGGUUUGGACUUGAGUGAUUUCCGAGACAAGACACCAUACACAAUCAUGUUUGGCCCUGAUAAAUGUGGAGAAGAUUACAAGUUACACUUCAUUUUCCGCCACAAAAACCCUAAAACCGGUGAGAUUGAGGAGAAACACGCCAAUAAACCAACCACAGACUUCAAAUCUUAUUACACGGAUAAAGCAUCCCAUCUUUACACACUUGUCAUCAACCCAGACAAUUCAUUCCAAGUUCUUAUUGACCAAACUGUGAUUAAUUCUGGAAAUCUUUUGACGGAUUUCACUCCUCCUGUCGUACCACCAAAGGAAAUUGAAGACAAAGAUGACAAGAAGCCAGAAGAUUGGGAUGAGAGAGAGAUGAUACCUGAUCCGGAUGCAACAAAACCAGAUGAUUGGGAUGAAACUGCUCCAGCAAGAAUUGUUGAUUCAGAUGCUGAAAUGCCGGAAGGUUGGCUUGAAGAUGAACCUCUUUACAUACCUGAUCCGGAUGCGAGUAUGCCAGAAGAUUGGGAUGAGGAGAUGGAUGGAGAAUGGGAAGCUCCUAAGGUCGAUAAUCCAAAAUGUGCGGAGGCUGCUGGUUGUGGGACAUGGGAGCCACCCAUGAUUGACAACCCUGAAUACAAAGGUAUAUGGUCGGCUCCUGAAAUAGCAAACCCAGCAUACAAAGGUAUUUGGAAGCCAAGGAUGAUCCCGAACCCCGGCUACUUUGAAGAUGAAUUGCCUUACAAGAUGUCACCAAUUGGAGCAGUUGGCUUCGAACUGUGGUCCAUGAGCGAGGAUAUUUAUUUCGACAACAUCCUCAUCACUGAUGAUCGUGAAGUGGCUGAUGAUUACGCAGAGAAGACCUGGAAACUGAAGAAGCAAAUUCGAGCCGAGAAAGAGCCAAGCUUUGUACAAGGACUGCUUUCAGCAACUGAAGAAAAGCCGUGGUUGUGGAUCAUUUAUGUGCUGGUGGUUGGACUGCCGGCUGUGCUGCUCUUUGCUUUCUGUUGCGGUGGUAAGAAAAAGGCAGAUCCUAAGAAGACUGAUGAAGCCACACCGGAUGACCCACACGAGUCUGAAAAUGAAGAUGAAAAUGACAAGGAGGAAGAAAAAGAAGAGGAUGGAGAGGCUUCUCAAGAUGAAAACAAGGAAGAAGCAAGUCAGGAAGAGGAAGAAGCUGCAACAGAGGAGACAGGUGAUGGAGAUAAAUUAACUAAAGAAGAUCUGGAGAAAGAUGACGAUGAAAUUCAAGCUCUUGAAGAUGAUAAUAGUCCAGUGAACAGCAGGCGUUCCCCAAGAAAACGAAAGCCCAGAGUACAAGAUUGAAGGGGAUGGUUGUGGGACUUCAUAUUUUAGAUUCAAAAAGUUGGCAGAACAAUUUAACGAAUUUAUGGAAAACUUUGGUUGUUUCAUUAUCACUGUGUGAUAAACUGAUGUCAGAUGGUUUAUUUUUACACAAAGAUCCAUAUCACGCUGCUUUAAUGUAAAUAUUAAUGAUUGCUUGCUGUUCUAUUUCCAGUGUCCCGCAAUUAAUAGGAGUAAUACUAAUUACAACUACCAUUUCUGUUGUAAUUUUGCAGUUUGCAUAGAAGAUUUUCUUGGUCUUUCUUGGUAUCUUUUUACCAAGAAAAUAACACUAUGCAACAGGCCCCCAAUCUUGUAAGACCGAAUCCUACUAUAUAAUGUAGAUUUCAAAUGUUGCAUGUUUGCUUAGUAGUGGUUUAUGGUUCUUGUACGGGUAUUGUGUAAAAAUUCUCUUCGAUGUUACGUUUACAACUCAGUAUGAUGUCACAAUAAACAGAAAGAAAUUUUCUCCA
This is a messenger RNA of Ciona intestinalis (vase tunicate), 2268 nucleotides long. Lineage: Eukaryota; Metazoa; Chordata; Ascidiacea; Phlebobranchia; Cionidae. The record is from RefSeq and is a predicted model, not a curated record.